AGGAAGCAAGAGAAUUGUGCGGCGUCAUCUUUAGUCGGGGCACGGGAAGGCCCGAAAAGCCCAUUUUAACUAGGGGCCUCCUUAACCAAAGUGAAAGGGGAUCAGAAGCGGUGCAGCUUCACUUUCCCUUCUCCAACAUGGCCUCCAGGGCAGCAAGGAGAAAUUGGAGGUUUGCUCUGGACCCCGCCCGCGCCUCGGGGCUGGCCAAUCACCGCGGACAGUUCUAGUUGCGCAAGCGCACUACAGAAAUGUCAGCCGCCGGCGCCCGGGGCCUGCGAGCCACCUACCACCGGGUUCUCGAUAAAGUGGAGCUCCUACUGCCUGAAAAAUUGAGGCCGUUGUACAACCACCCAGCAGGUCCCAGAACAGUGUUUUUCUGGGCUCCAAUUAUGAAAUGGGGGUUGGUGUGUGCUGGCUUGGCUGACAUGGCCAGACCUGCAGAAAAACUCAGCACAGCUCAAUCUGCUGUUUUGAUGGCUACAGGAUUUAUUUGGUCAAGAUACUCACUUGUAAUUAUUCCAAAAAACUGGAGUCUCUUUGCUGUUAACUUCUUUGUUGGGACAGCAGGAGCCUCUCAGCUCUUCCGUAUUUGGAGAUAUAACCAAGAACUAAAAGCUAAAGCAAACAAAUAAGAGUUCCUGAUCACCCUAACCAUCUAGAUGUGGACAUAACCACUGGGACCUAGUUUGAUUUAUUAUUCGGUUAUUGUAACUGUGCUAAUGUUUGGAAGGCAUUUUUAAAAAUCUAACUGUAACUGGGAGAUAGUACCUGAUUCAACAGAAAAAUAAAGCAAACUUUUAAUAAUAUUGUCUCUUUACAUAUGACUUAAAGAAUUUAUCUAUGGAUAUUAGUAACACUUUUUUCUACUAUUUGUCCAUAAUAAAUCAUACUUGCUCAUACAUA
This is a messenger RNA of Sus scrofa (pig), 903 nucleotides long. RefSeq names its product mitochondrial pyruvate carrier 2 (gene MPC2). Gene Ontology annotation, biological process: pyruvate import into mitochondria. The record is from RefSeq and is a predicted model, not a curated record. NCBI's taxonomy places the organism in Eukaryota, Metazoa, Chordata, Mammalia, Artiodactyla, Suidae. Gene Ontology annotation, cellular component: mitochondrial inner membrane.